AUGUCUACCGAGGAUUAUUCUGACUGGAUGUGCAUCAAUCUGACUAAUUACACCAACUGUUCGGACCCAUGGAACGGUGCAGGUUUAGCAUCGGACGCUGCGCCGAUCGCUGUUUUUUACGGUCUCAUCACAAUAAUAGGAUUUCUAGGCAACUCGAUGGUGAUUCUCGUAGUUUUAAAGGAGAAAAAGAUGCGAAAUACCACCAAUGUAUUCGUGUUCAGUCUUAGUAUUGCAGAUCUCUCCUUCAUUAUAAUUUGUACACCUUUCACCGCGGCGGACCACAUGUUGGGUCAAUGGAUAUUUGGUCAAGUGAUGUGCAAACUCUUCAACUAUUUCACAUUCGUUAACGUCUAUGCCAGUAUAUAUACACUGACUGUCAUGUCGUUUGAUCGUUUUCUGGCCGUCGUAUAUCCUAUACGUACGAUGAAAUUUCGACGCACUCGCUAUGCCAUUAUAUCUGUGAUCGUACUAUGGAUAGUAAUACUGAUCACACUGUCUCCACUAUUAGUUGUAACUAUCACCGAGAAAUACAAGUAUAUAGAUGGUCAGGUGUACACUUCUUGCCACACGUCCAUGAACAUGCAGGAGACACGAAUUUUCAUUGGCCAAUUCUUCGUAACAUCAUAUGCUUUCCCACUCACCGUCAUCAGUCUUACGUACUUCCUUAUGCUCAGGAGUUUAUGGAGCAGCGCAGCCCCGUCAUCGAAUAUCUCCGAGGAGUCGGCUAAGCGCAAAAGGAAAGUCACUGUUAUGGUGGUGGUUGUUGUCAUCGUUUUCGCCAUCUGUUGGUUACCCAUACAAAUUUUUCUGAUGGUGCAGAAUUUCGCGGUGUACGACUACGAAAACCCUGUGUUGAAACCCAUUUAUUACACUGCUAACUGCAUGUCAUAUGCCAACUCAUGCAUUAACCCAAUUAUUUACGUGUUUUUGUCCAAGAGUUAUCGUCAAGCUUUUAGAAGAGCUAUAUGCUGCUGUGUACAAAAACAACGCACGACAAGAGGUGGAUUCAUGAGGGAUUCGAUGAUGGUAACGACUGCCGUAUCAAACACUCCAAACCGGUCGGCAAAUAGACAUGGCGCUGGUAAAUAUAUAGCGUCGGGAAGCCAAAGAAACUCGUCGUCAUCAUCUCACAGUGUCACUCACUCCAGUCCCCGUGCAGUGUGCAACAGGAAAAAGGGAAAUGAAUAUUUAAUGACAGAAGUUUGUAGAACUCGUGCAGAAACUAAACCACUAUUCGGAGAAUCCUCUGCAUCCGAUACUGGUUCAAACCCCUCCGAGAUAACUUUCAGUGAAGAAGAACGGUCUUCUAGCAAACACAAAGGAGAUGUUAAACAAGUAGCUAAAGCUAUCACAAAAACCGUUUUGGAAUACUGUGAUGAUUCAGACGCUAGUUCUGUCGAUAUGGAAACUAAUCCUAGUGAAUCUGCAUCACCCGCAAAAAAAUCUGUUGAGUUUGUAUUACGCGAGCCUCAUCGAGUGGGGGCGCGCUUCUCAUCUGCAAAUUACUGCGAUACACACAAGUACAGAAGCAUGCAAAACGUUGAUGAUAUUCAGAGUUCGAGACGUAGUACUUCAAAAGACGGUCGAUAUGUGUUAAUGGAGACAAGUCUGGAUGAAAGAAGACUUAUACGAAAUAGAGCAACACUUUCAUACCAUCAUAGUUGA
Messenger RNA from Saccoglossus kowalevskii, 1665 nucleotides. RefSeq names its product allatostatin-A receptor pseudogene. The record is from RefSeq and is a predicted model, not a curated record. NCBI's taxonomy places the organism in Eukaryota, Metazoa, Hemichordata, Enteropneusta, Harrimaniidae.